CUAAUAUCUCAAUCUCGAAUUUACUUUGAGUACUCUCUCUAUAUAUCUCUCGAAUCAUAGUAUUAUUUUUUGUAUCGCUUGAUGCGCAAAUGACACAGCAGUGAAAUUAACUGUAUAAGACAGAUCGAAGAUGUUCAAUCAAAGCGGAGGACUACAAACUGGCACGUCAACCACUUCCAAUCCAAUGCAAGAUUACGAGGUUGUCUCUCCACCUGACGAUUCUGUCUCCAGUCUCGCAUUUAGUCCUGCUUGCAUUCCACAAAAUUUCCUCGUCGCUGGCUCUUGGGAUUGCAAUGUGCGCUGCUGGGAGGUUGAGCAAUCUGGCAAAACUGUUCCUAAAUCGAUGCAAUCCAUGGCGGCUCCGGUUCUUGACGUUUGUUGGAGCGACGACGGAACAAAAGUAUUUAUGGCAUCUUGCGACAAAACUGCAAAGUGUUGGGACUUAGCCUCGAAUCAGAGUAUUCAAGUGGCAGCACACGAUGCACCUAUUAAAACUUGUCACUGGAUUAAAGCAAGCACAUACUCAUGUCUCAUGACUGGUUCUUGGGACAAAACAUUGAGAUUUUGGGAUCUGAGGAGUCCUAAACCAGCAUUGAUUAUAAACUUGAUUGAAAGAUGCUACUGUGCAGAUGUUGAUUAUCCAAUGGCAGUAGUGGGAACUGCUGGACGUGGGUUAAUUGUUUAUCAAUUGGAAGGCAGUCCUCGAGAAUACAAAUCAGUAGAACUGAAUCUAAAAUAUCAGUAUCGAUGCGUCGCGAUUUUUAGAGAUAAGAAGAAAGUACCUACUGGUUUUGCAAUUGGCAGUACGGAGGGUCGUGUAGCGAUACACCAUCUGAAUUUAAGUUCAAAGGAAAAUUUCACAUUCAAGUGUCACAGAACAAAUGGAACCCCUAAUGGAUACCAAGACAUUUAUGCAGUAAAUGAUAUUGCAUUCCAUCCAGUUCAUGGUACUGUUGCAACUGUCGGAGGUGACGGUACGUUUGGAUUUUGGGACAAAGAUGCAAGAACUAAAUUGAAAUCUUCAGAACCUAUGGAGCAACCAAUUACUCGGUGUUGCUUUAAUCACAAUGGACAAAUAUUUGCAUAUGCUGUGUCGUACGAUUGGUCAAAAGGCCACGAGUAUUAUAAUCCAGCGAAAAAGAACUCCAUAUUUCUUAGACCCUGCUUCGAAGAAUUAAAACCUAAAGCGUCGCCAUAAGACCAGAAGGACAAGUUUCUGAAUUCUGUGAUGUUUUAAGAUAAUAGGUUUUAUAAUUACAGAAGAUACGUUUACAUUAAUAAAUUAUAGUUUUCCUAUCUUCUUUUUAGUUAUACAAGUUUUCCACUGUUACGUCAUUAUAAUACAUUGUAAAUAGCUUCGAUAUACAAUACAAUUGUAGUUUACAUUUUUCAUCAUAUAUAUAUUUGACUAUUUUUCACACAAGCUCAUUGUACAAAGAUGUAUAUACAUACGAGAAGAGUCUUGUUCUUUUUUCACGAGUAUAGAAAUGUAAAAAAAUAAUUCCGAUAAAAACUCUUACAAUAUCUUGAAACUGACACAAAAAUUAAACUAUUUCCUUGAUUAGUUAGUACUCUUUUAAAAUAAAAAAAUAUUAAUGCAUUUUGAUUUUUUAAAUAAAUAUUAGUAUUAUCAAUUUUAAAGACAAUUUGUUAAAAUUCGACAAAAUAAAAUUUUUUGGCUUUUAAAUGUUUUUCUACUAAAUUGAGUUGUACAUUAAUAGCAAAAACUGAAUUUAUACUUCUAUUGUUCAUAUAACAUUUUCUACCUUAGAAAGGAAAAAAAUGAUCGAAAAAGAAAUACUCUCUUUCAAAGAGGAAAUAUCUUUCCCAAAACGAGUUGAAUUUUUCCAUACUACUUCAUUUUCGAUCAAAAUGACUCUUAUGGUAACUUUUAUAUUUUAUAUAUGUAUAAUUACGUAAUUUAACGUUUAUUAAAGUGCUAUGCUAUUAAGGUAUCUUCUUGAGUAAUUUAAAAAAAAGAGAGGCAAUCGUUUUAUAAGAAAUACAACAUUUAGUUUAUUUUGCGAAUUCCUAAGCAAUAACUCCCUAACAAUACCGCGAAGAAGAAUCCGGUGGAUCUAUGCUUUCCUCAACGUAUAUUGUCCUAUUCGAUGUGUUUACAAAAAUUAACAUCUGCUCGAUUGCGAGUCUCGUUACACGCGUUCUUCCCAGAGAAGAAGCGUUUGGAAAUUGAAAUUGAUCAAAGGAAGUUCAAGGAUAUUUAAAGUUUGGAGAAUUGGGCGAAUUGGACGUGAUUUUGCGCUAUAUAUCCAGAGGAAAAAGUAAAGAAAAAGGAAAAAAAAAAA
Messenger RNA from Frieseomelitta varia, 2306 nucleotides. It is a transcript of the gene Rae1, whose product is annotated as protein Rae1. The coding region runs from base 131 to 1198 and encodes 355 amino acids. The transcript is spliced from 7 exons. The record is from RefSeq and is a predicted model, not a curated record. Lineage: Eukaryota; Metazoa; Arthropoda; Insecta; Hymenoptera; Apidae. Gene Ontology annotation, cellular component: nuclear pore. Gene Ontology annotation, molecular function: ubiquitin binding; RNA binding. Gene Ontology annotation, biological process: RNA export from nucleus; transcription-dependent tethering of RNA polymerase II gene DNA at nuclear periphery.